AUGACGAUUCCAGCUUUCACUAUGGCUGCUACUACUCACCAGCAAGGCGCUGCGUCUUUUUCCGCUGCUGCUACUAGCAGCACCCCCACCAGCAACACUGGGCUCUUGGAUUUACCCCUCGACACCAUCUGCACCAUUCUCCACCGCUUGAAACCCAAAGAUCUCAUCGCCGCCUCGCUGACGUGUCGCACCCUGCACGGACUCAUCGACCAGCCCAACACGUGGCUGACUCUCUGCCGGAAGUGGGAGGGCCAGCUGGCGCUCAGCGAGUGGCUCGUGCACGCGAACUCGGCGAAAUGUCUGUUUCGCUUGUUGCACACUUUGAGUCCGUUGGUGGGGGUGUGGGCGGCGGAAGAUCUGGCUCCCCGGGGAGGGCUGCUAUACGUCACAUGGGAGCGCAUGGCGGUUGUCGCUUAUCGAAUCAUCCCCGAUUGGCUUGACGGCAAUCUCAUCUCCGCGCGCCUCUUCACCAUCUCCGCUUUCCCCGACGGCACCACGCAACUCAGUCUGGUCACGGGGAGGGGCGCGGACGACGAGUUUCCGCUCGAGCUCCCCGGCGUGCUCGUCUGGGAGUCCCCCGCGCGCGCCAAAUUCCACCUGCAGACGCUCCUCCCGCCCUCGUCCCGCUCCCCCGCAAUCUUCGCCGCGUCGCCCUUCGCCAAGGUUGAUGGUAACCGGGUGUCGCCACCAGCGGCGCCCCUGAAGAGGGUCGUCGCGGGGCCGUCGUCUGCGUCGUCGCUGUCGACGCUGGGCGCUGCGGAGAGGCUCAAGGCGACGUUUCAGCGAGCUGGCCUGGCCCGAUUUGCCGCUACAGCCGGUCCUCUCUCGGCCGUGCUCCCGACUGCUUCAGCUUCCGCUGCUACAGCCGUGCUUCCUUCCGCUGCUCGCGCAGCCGUGCCUUCUUUACCGCCGCGCCCUCCCCCGAGCCGAUCUGCAGGGAGCAGUGGCACCGUGUCAACCGUGCAGCAGCAGCAGCAGCAGCUUGAAGCGAGCCGCGCUACAGCGUCGAGUGGAGCGAGGCGGCUUCAGCAACGAUUCAGCCAAUCGGGACUCAGCAUCGGGGGCGCUAACCUCCACAAAGGGGGAGCCGUUAGUCCCACGGGGAAGGAGGAACAAAGCUCGAAGCGCCUUCAGCUUCGCGCUCUGCAAUACCUGACCGGACUGAAACAAAAUUCCGGAAACUCUGCGAUGGAAACCUCGUCGAAGGAAGUUGCGGCGACUUCAUCCAAGCGUGCUCGAUCCGAGUGUGACAGUAACGAGGCCUCCCCUGACGAAUUUAGAAGGCUACGGUCGCCGGUGGAAGCGACAGACACACGAGGCAGUGGUGACGUGGCGUUUAACAGUGGAGCCACGGCGUUUACUAGGCCUACGCGGGCUAUCCCUACGACGGUUUCAGAUUCUCCCCCGCAAAUGGCUUUUUCUGCUUCCCGCGGUUCUUCCGCGGGAUCUUCUGCUGUGCCUUCCGCCAGCAGCUGCGGAGUGGUCGCUGAAGCGGCGAGCGAUUGGCGCGCUUCAAUACGCGGACGAGUCACACUGCCUUGGCGCACGUAUGGGGGCUGGCGGGGGGGCGUUUGCAGGAUUCUGCAGAAGCUCCAGCGGAAAGGGUGGAAAUGUGUUCGGGCAGCAAAAAG
This is a messenger RNA of Closterium sp. Naga37s-1, 1631 nucleotides long. The record is from the annotation of a GenBank genome assembly. NCBI's taxonomy places the organism in Eukaryota, Viridiplantae, Streptophyta, Zygnematophyceae, Desmidiales, Closteriaceae.